UAGGAUUUUUUAUAAUUUAGGAAAAGUCUGAAAUUGUAAAAGUGUCUAAAUAUAUUUAGAACGUAUAAAGUACGAAAGUAAUAUAAAGGACGUUAUAGUAAAGUGAGUUGAAAAAUAUCUCUGAUGGAUAAGAGAGUUGAAUCUAAAAAUAUUAAUCAAAAUGAAGAAACGAACAACGACAUAAAAGAAGAUGAACACAAACAGCGCGAUGAUCGCUCUAACUCUCCGACAAUUUCAAAUGCGGAGAAUAGAAAAAUACAUCACAUUAGACUAUACAUAUGUAAAACAUGUUUUAAAGGGUUUAAGACUAAUUGGAUUUUGAGUAGACACGAGAGAACGCAUAAAAACGAAAAGCCUUAUCAAUGCGAGUUUUGUAAAUAUAAAUGUGGGCAAAAGGUACAUCUAAAUAGUCACGUGAUAUUAAAGCAUAAAGAUGAUGAACGUUUCAAGUCUAAUAAGGACCUAUAUUCAGGAGGUGUAUCACACAAAUGCGGAACGUGUAAUAAAGAGUUUAUGUACAUAACGCAUUUACGUAACCAUGAAAGAACUCAUACAGGCGAGAAACCUUAUCAAUGCGAAUUUUGUGAAAAAAAAUUUAGGCAAAAGGUACAUCUAAGUAGUCACGUGAUAUUAAAGCAUAAAGAUGACGAACGUUUCAAGUCUAAUAAGGACCUACAUGCUGGAGGUGUAUUACACAAAUGCGAAACGUGUAAUAAAGAGUUUAAGAACAAAACGCAAUUACGUAACCAUGAAAGAACUCAUACAGGCGAAAAACCUUAUCAAUGCGAAUUUUGUGAAAAUAAAUUUAGCCGGAAAGAUGGCCUAAUAUAUCACGUGAUGACAAAGCAUAAAAAUGAUAAAGGUCUUCACGAUUUCAAGUCUAAUAAGGAUCUAUAUACUGGAGGUGUAUCAUACAAAUGCGGAACGUGUAAUAAAGAGUUUAAAAACAAAGCGCAUUUGCGUAUUCAUGUGAGAACUCAUACAGGCGAAAAACAUUAUCAAUGCGAAUUUUGUGAAAAUAAAUUUAGUCAAAAGGUAUGUCUAACACGUCACGUGAUAUUAAAGCAUAAAGAUGAUGAACGUUUCAAGUCUAAUAAGGACCUACAUGCUGGAGGUGUAUUACACAAAUGCGGAACGUGUAAUAAAGAGUUUAAGAACAAAACGCAAUUACGUAGCCAUGAAAGAACUCAUACAGGCGAAAAACCAUAUCAAUGCGAAUUUUGUGAUAAUAAAUUUAGACAUAUUCGAUCUCUAAGACAGCACAAAUUUAUGUUUCACUACAAUAACAUUAUUACAAAUUUAAUGAAUAUGAAAAGAAUUCUCAUACUAAAUGGUACUUAGUCAUCAUGUGGACUCGAAGCACGAAAAUAAAAGACAACAUCUUUACAAUUAAGAUUACAAAUAGAGGGCUAUAUAAGAGCCAGAUGUGUAACAAGGAAGCUUUAAUUCAAAAUAAUAAGAAAUUACAAAAAACGGUUUGACGCCGCUCGGAUCAUUAUCAAUGUCACAGUAAAUUAUAAUUAUGAAACUAUUUGAAACCUAUAAAAUUGUUCUGUAGCGCAGUCCUCGUAUCCUUUACUUUGUCGAGUACAUAAAUGAAAAUAA
This is a messenger RNA of Cyphomyrmex costatus, 1605 nucleotides long. Its product is annotated as zinc finger protein 525. Gene Ontology annotation, biological process: regulation of transcription by RNA polymerase II. The transcript is spliced from 8 exons. Gene Ontology annotation, molecular function: DNA-binding transcription factor activity, RNA polymerase II-specific; sequence-specific DNA binding. Bases 124 to 1341 code for a protein of 405 amino acids. Gene Ontology annotation, cellular component: nucleus. The record is from RefSeq and is a predicted model, not a curated record. NCBI's taxonomy places the organism in Eukaryota, Metazoa, Arthropoda, Insecta, Hymenoptera, Formicidae.